UUUUCGUUUCUCGCCGAAAACUGACUCGAUGUUGUUAUAGUCAUUAGAUUAAAGAAAAUGGCAGGCUUAGAGGUGUUAUAUACUUGCGUCGCUGGCAGCAUUAGCUGUCCACAGGACGCCAUUGUGUGUUUCGUUCACUGGGACAUGAUAAAGAGUGGAUACAGGUGCAUCGGGUCGGGAGACGAGCCCCGCAACAGUGAUAAGAAGUCAGAGCUGCUGCCCGCUGACUGGAGCAGCAACAAGGAAUUGUACAGUUUGCGAUAUAAAGCCAAAGACGGUGACACCCAGCUGCUGCUCAAAGCCAUCGCUGUCGACUCCACCUUGAUCUUCAACCUGAUGAACUGCAGCACCCAGCAGGUGUCAGACUUGACGGUGAACAUCAGCGAUCACGUGGAUGCUGACCAGUUGCACACGUUUGACAGCGUGUUCAAAGAUGCAGACAGUUUGUCAGAGAAGGUGAGGACUCAGCUGCUGCCCUCCCAGGACAGGCCGACAGGACAGAGGGCAGAGAUGAAGAGUCGGAGGGUGGAGGAGGAGGAGCAGAGACGAAGAGGAGAGGACAGCGACCCCCUCCGCAUCCCCAGCAGAAAUCCUCGGCAGGGAGCACCGCCACACUGGCCCGACCCCAUGCUUCCUCCGUUCGAAGCCGGAGGAGCAGACCUGGAUCCCUUCGGGUCUCGCGGCGGCGGCGGGAUGAUAGUCGACCCGUUGAGGUCGGGGUAUCCUCGCUCUGGUUUUGACCCCUCUAGCGGCAUCCCAGACAUUCUGCCUCCCGGAGCUGUUCCCCCGGGGGCUCGCUUUGACCCGUUUGGACCAAUCGGACGACGCAGACCAGGGCCGGAUCCAGACCACAUGCCCCCGCCUGGCUAUGAUGACAUGUUCAUGUAGUGCCCAGCAGCGUUUCCUGCGUUUCUACUUCCUGUUUGCUGCGUCCUGUCCUCCAGCCAAUCGGAGCCAGAGGCAAAGUUCUUCACCUCUCUGAGGGUCGUUGGGUUUGAUCUGGUUGCGUCGCCCCAGAAUAAAAUGUUUGCCUUUUUAUUUCCUCCUGUUUGUAAGAGAGUUUGUUUUCUAAUAUUGUUCAUUUCAUAUAACUAAUGUGUGUACGUAGACGCGCCCGACUCUCUGUGUCAGCUGCAGAUCAGCAAGUCGUGAGCUGAAGUUUGCAAUAACAGAAGUCCCGAUGUCAAAGGACUUUAGAAGAAAAGCUGAUUUAUUUUGGACAGUUAAAAAUCUGUCAGACAGAUGGAGACACUCGCACGGGACUACGCCGACUGGUUACUCAUUCAUCAUGAACUCGUGUGUGUUUACCACCAUCUGAAGGUCUGUUCAUGAAUAUUUAAGCUUUGUGAUUGUGAAGCUGUGAGGUAACAGCCUGCAGGGAGCGGUCCUUCCUUUCUCUGCCUCCUCACUGAUACAAGAGACACAGUCAAGAUUCUUAUCAUCCCAUUAAACUGCAUCUUGUAGUAAUUUAUUCAUACAAAGUUCUUGUAUUUCUGUUGUGGAUACAUUAGAAAAGCUUGAAAUAUGGUUCUUUACAGGGUUUGUUUGGAUUAAACAGCUGGGUUGAUGAAAAUAUUUCAUGCCAAAAAAAAACUAAUAAAAGUCUGACUUUG
Molecule: messenger RNA, 1613 nt
Organism: Chelmon rostratus (copperband butterflyfish)
Lineage: Eukaryota; Metazoa; Chordata; Actinopteri; Chaetodontiformes; Chaetodontidae
Gene: psmf1
Product: proteasome inhibitor subunit 1
Exons: 7
Coding region: 58-888 (276 amino acids)
Biological process (GO): proteasome-mediated ubiquitin-dependent protein catabolic process
Molecular function (GO): proteasome binding; endopeptidase inhibitor activity
Source: RefSeq, a predicted model, not a curated record